AUGCCGCUAGAUCGAGGCCGCGCCUCUCGAGCGUGCGCCUCAUGCAGAAAACAAAAGACGCGCUGCUAUGAGCCUGGAGUGCCCGGUAAAGCCUGUCUACGAUGUGAAAGGCUUCAUCAGAGAUGCUCCCUGGUCCAAGUUGAUGAUGACGAGGAGGAACCGGCCCCUCCUGCGUCAGGUACAGGUGCUCGGCUGGAGCGCCUUGAAAAAACCGUGGCAACUUUGCUUGACAGGCUGGGAGAGACUCCGAACAAUGCCGACCAUGUGUCGAGCAGACCUGCAAGCGCACUAACUACCCCGGAUCCCGGCGACCAAACUUUACAGGACACGGAAUCUUCCGCGGCUCCAAUCAUGGUCAUCCGUGAUUUAGCCACCGAUUCAGGCGUUAAGUCUUCUCCUGAUACGAAAUCGCUGGAGACAGUGCUGGAUGAUCUCAUCGCGCCUGACCUGGCUUUAACCCUUGUCGCGAUUUUCAUCGAGUAUUAUGGUCGUUGGAUUUCAUUCGACCCAGAAAGCGAUCCGGUCGUUCUAUUACCCCGCGUAAGGAGGUCGCCUUUACUAUUCUGCGCAUGCUGCUUGAUCGCAGUGCGGCAUACUUCCGAAGGGCUAGCUGCGAGCCUCGCCCCGAAGCUCUACGAGUGUGCCAAAUCAUUGGCCUCAAGCACGCUCUUGACUGCACCGCAGUAUAUUGAAUUCUUUCAGGCGACCCUGAUUCUAUGCAUGUGGUCAACGACUGUAGGGCAAGUCCCCUUGAGCAUUGACAGUUGGCUUCUGAGUGGCUUUGCUUUGCAACAUUGUCAAUCCAGUCCCUUGUUCACCGCAAUCUCAUCUCAGUCUCAGCAGCCUGUACUAAUGGAUGAGAGAACAUUGGAUCGCUGCUGCUUAUGGAACCAUUUGUGUUUGGCGCAUCUGCACUAUUGUGUCGGAACUAGUCGCCGGUCUAUGUUGCAGGCGUGGCAGAUUGAACGUUGUCGUGUCAUAAUUGGCUCGGAUCAUGCGAUUAAUUUUGAAGUGCGUAUGGUGGCUGAGAUUUAUCUUUAUUGGACUGUUUAUGAAAAUCUGAUUGAGGAGUCCGUCGAUCUGCUCAGGUCGGUGGCCGCUUUACAAGCAUGGAGGAGACGAUGGGAGUUCGUUCUUGAGCAGCCAAGAUCCCAAUUUCUCAUGAUGGGAUUCCAUUUCUCAAACCUACUCCUAUACGAGCACGCUCUCAAGUCAAGGGCUGCGCAAGCCCGCGAGUCUCUUGUCUCAGAAAUGAUCCGCCAUUCAACAACCAUUGUCCACGUCGCCAUGGAUACAGUCGAUGAGCGCACUCGCCACUUGAGUGACCACAUAUACCACAUGAUUACUUUCGCAGCGAUCAUCAUCUGCCGCUUGCUCAAUAGCUACGAAGAACAGCUGAGCACGACCUUCAAUAUCGAGGAGCUAGAUGCUCUGAUCCAAGACCUUGUCCAGUGGCUUCAUUCAAUUGGAUUGCCAUGUCAUGCCGCACAUACACUGGGCAAUAUAAUCGCCAAAGUCCACCAGAAGCUCCGUCCCCGUGUGGAGAAGACGCCUUUACCUGCAUUUGUUGAAGACCUGCCAGAAGAGAGUUUUACGAAUUACUACUUCCCUGAAUUUUUGGGUCUGGGAACCUCGGCUGAUGGAAAUUGGGAUUUGCUAUCUGACUUGAGCUUUUUCCCGCAAAGCCCAACCAAUUCGUGA
Messenger RNA from Penicillium cinerascens, 1701 nucleotides. Its product is annotated as Zn(II)2Cys6 transcription factor. Gene Ontology annotation, molecular function: transcription cis-regulatory region binding; DNA-binding transcription factor activity, RNA polymerase II-specific; zinc ion binding. Gene Ontology annotation, biological process: regulation of DNA-templated transcription. NCBI's taxonomy places the organism in Eukaryota, Fungi, Ascomycota, Eurotiomycetes, Eurotiales, Aspergillaceae. Bases 1 to 1701 code for a protein of 566 amino acids. The transcript is spliced from 4 exons. The record is from RefSeq and is a predicted model, not a curated record. Gene Ontology annotation, cellular component: nucleus.